UUCCUCUUCAAUCCCUCUCUUCUCCGGUGAGCCAUUAACAAUCUCUCUCUUUUCCGUCGACCCCAAAGCCAACCUCACUCUCUCAUGCUCUUCGACGGCAACGAUGGGUUAGAAGAUGAACAGUCACGGAAGAGAGUGUGAGUGUUUCAGGACGUUUGGUUACAAGAAUAACGGAGCAAGGCGUCAUAGACUUGAUGAGCUGGGAGGGUUGAAUCAAUUGAAGGGGGGACUACUUAUUGGACCAUUGGAACAUGUGAAAGACAAGGAAGAAGCAAUGAAAACAACUUCAGUGGAUGGAACUGGCUUUUAGUAGAUAGUAUUGUGUUCGGGGUUUGCCUUAAUUCCAGCCAUAUACAAAAGUCUCGUGGGGUCUUGUCAUAUCAUCAAAUAUUAUUAAGCCUGUGAUUCAACUUCUAACUAUUAGCAAUCUUUCCAUUCUCUGACAUCCUCUCAUCUCUUUGUAGCUUUCGCGCGACUAUGGAAGGUGGAAAGCUGUUAGAGGUUCUCUAUACUUAUCCGUUGGAGGGAAUACUAAGGAAGGUGGGUACACUUGCUGCUCAAGAAAUCAGUCUUUUCCGAGGAUUCAAAAAGGAACUAACUGAGCUUCGUCAAUCGAUAAUGGCAAUUCAAGAGUACUUAGGCGAUGUUGCCUACCAACCACAGGAUCGGGGCAUGGCAGUUAGACAGUGGGUCAAGAAACUGAAAGACGUAGCUCGUGAUGCGGAUGACGUCUUGGAGGAAAUCAACUACGAAGUUCUCCGGCGUAAAGAAGAGCUUCGAAACCAUUUGAAGAAUAAGGUACUCAACUUCCUUUCACUCUCCAAUCCCAUUUUGUUUCGUCAAGAAAUGGCACACAAGAUUAAGAACAUCAAUGCGUCGCUGGCGGUUCUCAAGAUUGAAGCAUCUCUGAUUCACUUAGUUGCAAGGAGAGUCGAUGCAACCACCCCAGGUAUGGGGAACAGGGAAACUGUCUCAAGCUUUGGUGAUGAUGAAAAGAUCAUUGGAAGGGAGGAGAUUGUGUCAGGUAUAAUUGCAACCUUGAUCGAGUCCAAGAAUCAGGAAAAGAACCUUUCGGUUAUGGCGAUUGUGGGAAUGGCGGGACUUGGAAAGACGACUUUGGCAAAAUCAAUAUUCAAUGAAGAUGCUAUUGGUAGACAUUUUGAUGAAAAACUGUGGGUGUGUGUAUCUAACACCUUUGACGUUAAUUUGAUUCUAGAUAGGAUGCUCGAGUCGCUUAACUCGGACAAGACUGGAUUUAAAAGUCAGGAAGCAUUGCUUAAUACUCUCAGAAAAACAUUGAUAGGGAAGAGAUAUAUGUUGAUACUCGAUGAUGUUUGGAAUGAAGAUGAGACUUUAUGGAGCAGCUUGAUGAGUUGUUUGUUAAAAGUUAAUUCUGCUCCCGGAAGCAUUAUCAUUGUUACUACCCGCAGUACCGAAACUGCAUCGAUCACAGAGACGCUGCCGCGAUGUUGUUUGGGGAUUCUAUCAGUAGAGGAUUGUUGGUCCAUUUUAAAAGGUGAAGCUUUUCCAGAUGGUAGUUCCACCCUAGAUUCAGCUCGUGAAACCAUUGGAAGGGCGAUCGCUGAAAAGUGUGCUGGUGUACCAUUGGUGGUAAAGGUUUUAGGAAGCAUGAUGCGUUCUCGAAAUAGCACACAUGAAUGGCUCUCAAUUCAACAUAAUAAAAUAUGGGAAUUACCAAAAGCAGAGGAUAGAAUCAUGUCGGUAUUGAAGUUGAGUUUUGAUAAUUUGAAAUCGCCAUCUUUGAAGCAGUGUUUUGCAUAUUACUCAAUGUUUAUGAAAGAUUGUAAAAUUGAAAGGGAUAACUUGAUCGAGCUUUGGAUGGCGCAAGGAUUUCUCCAUACUUCUCCCACAAAAAAUAUGGAGGAUAUAGGGAAUGAAUAUUUUAAUAUUCUACUGCAAAACUCGUUAUUUCAAGAUGCUAUAAAAGAUGAGUAUGGAAUGGUUACCAAAUGCAAGAUGCACGAUUUAGUGCAUGAUUUUGCAGAAGAAGUAUUUAAAUCUGAAAGCUUGACCUCGGACCUCAAUGAGAUGGAUGAUACACUUGAGAUUCAGCAUGUUGCAAGGAUUUCUUCCACUACACUUGAAAGAAUUCCACAAGGGAGUGUUAGAAGAUUGCGGUCAUUGUUUGUUGAUGGCAAGGUCCCUAAUAGCAUCUUACAAAGGUUUACAGGUUUGCGGAUGUUGAAUUUAUACAGGGCUAAAAUUGAGGAGUUGCCUAGUUCAAUUGGUGAUCUAAGACACAUGAGGUAUCUGAACAUUUCUGGGACUAGAAUAAAAGAACUCCCAAAGUCUACUGGCAAGCUCUAUAACCUUCAAACGUUAAGAAUGUGUGAAACAAACUUUCUUAAAAUGUUUCCAACAGAACUGGAAAAUUUGAUCAACUUGAGACAUGUGUAUUUCGAUAAGGUUAGGAAAGUUCCAUUUGGGAUGAGAAGAUUGACUGAUCUGCAAACAUUAUCUUCCUUUACAUUGGAUAAGGCGAGCAGUCAUGGAAUUGAUGAGCUGGGUGGUUUAAACCAAUUGAAGGGAAAACUUAUUCUUAGAUCAUUGGGAUGUGUGAGGGACAAGGAGGAAGCACAGAAAGCAAAUUUAGUGGGAAAGGCAAACAUACAAAGGUUGGAACUUUGUUGGGGGUUUUCCAGGGCAAGAAACGCGAAUCUGCAUGACCGGGAUAUACUAGAAGGGCUCCAACCGCCACCGAAGUUAGAAAGCUUAAAGAUUUUGAACUUCAAGGGUACUAAAUUUGCAUCAUGGAUGACGGGUGAUUUGUUGCCAUUCAAUUUAACAGAGGUUGAGCUGUAUAAUUGCACAGAUUGUGAAGAAGUCCCAACACUCGGCCACUUACCAAAUCUUAGAAGUAUUGUUUUUUAUGGUAUGGAUAAGAUUAAAUGUGUGGGAGUCGAGUUUUAUGGUUACAACUAUGUUAAGAAUGAUGGGGUGGCUACAACCAGCAGAAGAAGGAAUCAGACGUCCAGGGUGGCUGUGUUUCCAGCAUUGAAAAGCUUAAGAAUUGAGAAUUGCCCAACUCUAAGUGAAUGGAAGGAACCGGUUGUUCAGGUAGUGUUUCCCUGCCUUGAGGAGUUGACUCUUAGGAAUUGUAUGGAAUUGAGAAAUGCUCCCACUCAGUUUCCGUCUCUCCGGGAGUUGGAAAUAUUGGCUGUUGAUAACACCUUGCCAAUAGAAAAUAUAUGCAGUCAAGUAACCACUCUCGCUUCUGUCGAAAUAUAUGGUAUUAAGGAGCUUACUUGUCUGCCGGCAGGAGUGGUGGAAAAGAACCACAAUCUGAGGUCACUGGUAAUCGAAUAUUGUGAAAAGAUGAGGUAUUUAUCUGAUGCACCACACACGCUCCCUCUCCUUGAGAAGCUUAUUAUACGGCGCUGUCCUAGUCUUUUAGAGUUGACUCCAAUUACACGCGGCAUACCAUGUCUCCGUGAAUUGAAAAUUGAGUACUGUGAGAAACUGUCAAGCUUGUCUUUUGGGUUAGAAAAUUGCAACGCCCUUGAGACGUUGGAGAUUGAAAAUUGCCCCAAUCUAACAUUCAUUCCAAUUUCACCAUCCCAUUCUCUUCAGGAGUUGAACAUAUUUGGUUGCCCAAAGUUAAGAUGCAUUUCAAUUCACAGUCUGCCUUCCCUCUGCAAAUUAGUUAUUGAAAGGUGUACUGCACUCAUGGAGGAGGCUGAAGAGGAGGACGAGGACAAGAACGAGGACGAGUUGUCGUUAAAUGGUUGCGCAUGCCUCCGUGUUUUGGAAAUUAAAGCAUGCAAUGGAUUCACAAGUAUACUGAGUGGACUUCAUUCCUGUACUAGUCUCCGCAAACUGUUUAUCGAGGAUUGUCCCAAUUUGAGGACUUUGUCGGGUCAUGGGAUACAAACCCCAGUCUCUCUUGAAGAUCUGAGUAUCAAGAAUUGCCCUAAUCUAGAGGCUGUUCCUAGUUUAGGCAACCUCAAAUCCCUUCGUCAGUUGCAUAUUGAGAAAUGUGGUGGAUUAACAAGUAUACCAAGUGGGAUCGCAUCCUGCACUUCUCUUGCCACUUUGUCUGUCAUAGGUUGCCACGAUUUGAUAUCUCUGGCAGAUCAAGAUGUGUCCACCUUGCAAUCCCUUUGCUCUUUAAAAUUGUCAGAUUGUGGGAAAUUACAAUAUUUUCCCAAGGGGCUGCAGUCUCUAUCUCGUUUGGAAGAGAUGUCAAUCGGUGCAUACUGGGAGGAGCUAGUUUCUUUCCCGGAUUUUCAAGUUCCAUCACAACUUGAAAGAUUAGAGUUGCUGGGAUGGCCAAAGCUCAAGUCUUUACCUCAACAAAUUCAAGACCUAACUUCUCUAACAUGUUUGUCCAUUUAUGGUUUCGAUGGAGUGGAGGCUCUUCCAGAGUGGUUGGGCAAACUUACAUCUCUUACACAGUUGCAAAUUCGUGAAUGUAAGAAUCUGAUGUAUCUGCCUACCGUCGAAGCUAUGAAACGUUUAACCAAAUUACAUGACCUAGAGAUUGAUUUGUGUCCGCGUUUGAUGGAAAGAUGCGACAAGAACAGCGGCCCGGAAUGGCCAAAGAUUUCCCACAUUACAAAUAGCAGUGUUUACUCGCAUGACGUAUCGGAUAAUCACUCGGAAGAUUCCAAUUCGACCCAUUAGACGCCCCAACAAUCUCGCACAUUUGGAUAUUCAUGCUUUUAAUCUUUAAAGAGGAAUAUAUGCAUAGGCGAGUAGUGCCUGUCCCGAUGGUGUGCAAGAUUUACUCUUAUGCUAAUCGUUUCAAGUUCACAUUUAAGCAAAAAAAGACAUUUACUCAAUUGGAACAACAAGUGAUGCGUAAUAUUUAAGACCAAACGUUGUCCAGAGUGGCUGGAUAACCUUGCAUCUCUGACUUCGCUGCAUAUGACGAGGUUGGUAGAAUGUGAUGUAUGAUGUAUCAGCCUACCGUCGAAGCUUAUGCAACACCUAACCAAAUUGAGAGAGCUAGAGAUUGAACUCUCCCCCUGUCUAAAGAUUACUUCAAAUCCUACUUGCUUCAAGGUGCACCAUUGAGGACUGUGAUAAUGUGCUCGUGGUUGAAGCUAUGCAGCGUCUCGCCAAAUUACAUGAGCAAGUGAUUCGUAAUUGUCCCUGUCUCAAGGAAAGAUGAGCCAACUAGCCCAAAACAGCCCAAGAUUUCUCAAACCCAAACUA
This is a messenger RNA of Pyrus x bretschneideri (Chinese white pear), 5178 nucleotides long. RefSeq names its product putative disease resistance protein RGA3. The transcript has 7 exons. Bases 478 to 4644 code for a protein of 1388 amino acids. The record is from RefSeq and is a predicted model, not a curated record. Gene Ontology annotation, molecular function: ADP binding. Lineage: Eukaryota; Viridiplantae; Streptophyta; Magnoliopsida; Rosales; Rosaceae. Gene Ontology annotation, biological process: defense response to fungus.